UGAUCCCUGGUGUGAACCACUUUGUAAGUGUCAGCUUUAGCUCACCGAUUGAUGUGUCUGAAACGAGCCUGGCUAGAUGCAAUGGGACGAUCCUCAAGAGACGCUGAAGGCAUACUUAGAGGCUCUUUGAGUCGACAUGGUGCUGUCGAUACCUACGGUGCAAACAGCAUCUGGUGGAGUUCUAGUAGUGAUCGCAGUUGUUAGGAGGUACCUGCCUUUCAGAUGAGGCAUGUCGCGAUGAUGCUCGCGACGCUAUCCAUCGUCCUACUCCGAGUUGUUGACUCCCAACACCAUCAGCAUCAUGAUAGACGUGAAGAGAACAUCAAAUGCAUCAGCGCCGCCGCGAGGCCGGGAACGGUUUGGAGGCAACUGUUUGCUGUGCCGCGAGUCGUGAGACACCUUGAGAGCGCCGCAUUGAAGGAAUUCGAAUUGUGGGUCCAUGUCUAUGUCAUCUUCAUCCUUCGUAUCAAAACGGACCUAACCUUGCUUCCUUUUCACGCCGUGACUAGUGAUGCAGAAGAUAGCAUCACAUGAAUGCAUGUGCUACAGUACGUAUAAUCGUCCUUGUGCGGGUAGCACCGAUCAAGCUUCUGCGGGUGCCCUGUAGGUACUCCGUGCUUCAUCGUGGAUUGAAUGAGGCAACCAGCAUGCUGUUGGAGCACGAGGUACCCUCAACAUAUAGCCUGCGAUCCCAUCCUUUUGGUACGUGAUCCCUGAAGGUCGACAUGCCCUGUGAGCCCCACAACAUCACGUUCGACGACAAAUCACCCCUCUUUCAUUAUCUACCUUCCAAGGAUGGUCCAUCGAACGUGUCCUGGUCCAUCGCGGUCGGACAAGCUGGAUACCGGGUAGGUUGCGAUGUUAUCUCCAAAUUGUAGC
This is a messenger RNA of Fomitopsis serialis, 879 nucleotides long. RefSeq lists its product as uncharacterized. Bases 223 to 534 code for a protein of 103 amino acids. NCBI's taxonomy places the organism in Eukaryota, Fungi, Basidiomycota, Agaricomycetes, Polyporales, Fomitopsidaceae. The transcript is spliced from 2 exons. The record is from RefSeq and is a predicted model, not a curated record.